This is a messenger RNA of Styela clava, 1649 nucleotides long. Its product is annotated as cytochrome P450 4V2-like. Gene Ontology annotation, molecular function: monooxygenase activity; iron ion binding; oxidoreductase activity, acting on paired donors, with incorporation or reduction of molecular oxygen. Lineage: Eukaryota; Metazoa; Chordata; Ascidiacea; Stolidobranchia; Styelidae. The record is from RefSeq and is a predicted model, not a curated record.
UCAAUUCAAAAUGGAAAUAAGCAUCAUUACAUUAGCUCUUGCAUUUGCUUGUGUUUGUUGGUCAAUAAUUCUGACAAAGAAACAUCGCAAAAAAUGGAGUCAUUUUAAAAAUAUUCCUGGCCCGGAGGGCAAAACCUGGCCAAUCUUGGGACAGGCGUUAGUGUUAACUGGAAGAUCAGAAGAAAUAUACAAAAGAAAUAUGAACAACAUGCGAGAAAGAUCUUUAACAUCGAGUGACGAAAUAGGCGUCAUCAGCAUGGGACCGGUUCCAGUAGUUUAUAUCUUUGGCCCUAACAGUGCAGAAACAUUGCUCCAUAGUUCACAACAUACUGAGAAGUCUGUGGUAUAUAGAUUUCUUCAUCCUUGGCUUGCAACUGGACUCCUAACGUCAUCUGGGGAAAAAUGGAAAUCAAGAAGAAGGCUUUUGACUCCAACAUUCCAUUUCAGCAUACUGAAUGAUUUUCUGGUUGUGAUGAACGAGCAAGCAAGUAUUCUAGCUAAGAAACUGAAACCGUAUGCUGACAGCAACAAAUCCUUUAAUGUGUGUAAUUUACUUACAUUGUGUACGCUUGAUGUGAUCUGUGAAACAGCCAUGGGAAAAACUAUCCACGCUCAAAUCGACGAAAAUUCGGAAUACGUCAAAGCAAUAAAAAGUGCCGCAAGUUUUAUUGCAAAACGAGCAAGAUCUCCAUGGUUGUGGCCAGAUUUUCUCUUUUAUCGCACACAGAAUGGGAAGGAUUUUAAAAUAUGCUUAUCAGUACUUCACGGUUUCACACAAUCGGUCAUCACAGACCGAAUGAAAGAGUCCACAUUAUCGUCCAAGCGUUCCUCGCCACGAAGACUCGCCUUCCUUGAUAUGUUACUCAAUGCGGCGGAUAAUGGGAAAGUGUUAUCUGUUCAUGAUAUACAAGAAGAAGUUGAUACAUUUAUGUUUGAAGGUCAUGACACUACCGCUGCUGGAUUAUCCUGGUCAAUACAAAUGAUUGGUUCCUAUCCCGACGUACAGAAAAAAAUCCAAGCUGAACUGGAUGACGUUUUAGGACAUUCUUCAUGUAGAAACAUUACAAUGGAAGAUUUGAAGAAAUUACAGUAUCUUGAAAUGGUUACCAAAGAAUGUAUGCGCUUGUUUCCUCCUGUUCCCGUCAUAGGGCGAGUGACAAGCAAAGAAUGCGUAAUGGACGGACAUACACUGCCGGCUGGCACAAAUUGUAUACUGUAUACGCAGGCCGUGAACAAAAAUCCAAAUCAUUGGCCUGAUUCAGAAAGUUUUGAUCCGGAAAGAUUCAAUGCGGAAAACAGUGUCGGAAGACAUCCAUAUGCAUAUCUUCCGUUCUCGGCUGGGCCAAGGAACUGCAUUGGACAAAAGUUUGCAAUGAUGGAAGAAAAAGUAGUUUUAGCUCACUUGUUACGAGAAUAUUCUGUAGAGUCAUGCAACAGUCCAGAAACGUUGGAAGUGAUACCUGGAUUAGUUUUAAGAACGAGUGAUGGAAUUAAUGUUAAAAUUCAAAAACGAAAACCGAAUUAAUGGACUGAAAUUGUUUUCACGUUAAAGUUUUUCUUUGUGGCUAUUUGUUUUUCUCGGAGUUUUUAUAAUUAUAUGUACAUUUGAAUAUUGAGAAUUUGGUUUGUGAAUAAAUAAGUACCAAGGC